This is a messenger RNA of Suillus paluster, 1938 nucleotides long. RefSeq lists its product as uncharacterized. The record is from RefSeq and is a predicted model, not a curated record. NCBI's taxonomy places the organism in Eukaryota, Fungi, Basidiomycota, Agaricomycetes, Boletales, Suillaceae. The transcript is spliced from 5 exons. Bases 1 to 1938 code for a protein of 645 amino acids.
AUGAGCUCUGAGUCAUUACUCCAGUGCUUGCGGGAAUUGCAGGGUGUCCUGUCCCCUGCGACCAAGCUCUCACUUGCAUCUAUGGUCCACUUUGUUUUCCUUGCUACAAACCUUAAGAACAACAUAAUCCUUGUUCAGCCAGGAGAUUAUGAUCCUGGCUCUCCGCCUGCUAAUCUAUCACCAAGUAUCAUCCACUUUCUCUCUGCUAGCUGUCAAAUCGUACUGGAGGAUGUCCCAGCUUUCUGGACAGCAUUAAAAGACAUGAUCUGGCAUGAGGAUAACUUCGGGCUUUACAAUACACUCCCUCUUUUCACGCAGUAUGGGCAGAAACAUGGUAUCACCAUGUCUCCCCUCUACCCACCACAGCAGACAUGCGUCUCUCGUGGCUGUACCAACGAGAAGAAGCUAAUGAGAGCAGAGCAGCGUCCUGCAAUCCUGUACACACUCGAUCGCAGUCCAAUUGCUAUGCACUCUGUCCAUCUCAAAUGUGAUGCUUGUCAUGUUGGGUUCCAUCAUCACUAUUCGAUUGACUAUAAAGUCCCUGCACAUGAUCGCAAGUGGACCUAUUAUGUGCAGUUACCAGACGUACUCCACGUCGGUGGUCAUCAGUAUGUUGAUAUAGCUGUUGUGCGGAUGUGGAGAAUACUGAAUCUUGUUUCAUGGACAUCCAUGUCGAACUGUGCACGCUUUUAUAAUGUCUCUCUUUCAAAGAGCGCAGUCCCGCCACCUGAUUUUCCUUUCAAGUUUGGCCUCACAGGUGACCACAUCUGGAGCAGAGUUGUCCAACUCUCUCUCAUUGAAGAUUUACAACUUUGUGGUCAAGUGCUGGAGGUCAAGCAUGGAGGUGACCACAAAGAUAGAUUCACUGCACCGAUGCGCACCCGCAACCUACGCAUCCACCUCUAUGGUCAGGAGGAGCUCCGUCAUUAUUGUACCAAGUGCACUGUUCUCUAUGAUGACAACAAAGAUGGCACUCCUGACAGAAAGCUUUCCGUCGUUGUUACAGAUAGGGUCACUGUAGGCCAUCCAUGCUGCGGCAUCCAUAAUUGCCAUGAACCCCUUGGCAAUAAUCGAGAUAGAUUCUGUCCCAACCAUCUUCUAACACACCUCCAUAUCUGUGCAAUAGUGAACUGCGAGUGCAGUGUCAUACUGUCAACUAGGACGUGCAACGACCCCACACACCAGGCUAUUGAGAAGGCGUACACCCAACAUGGCCAGGCACACUUUCAACUUCAGGAAUGCCUUCAGCGUGCAUAUGUAGCCAUGCCCACCAACUCUGAUACUAGCGAUGUCGCGAUUGCUGACCUUGAGGCCGAUGAUCCCAUGGAAGAGGAGUUUGAGGUUCCAGUUGUUGCUGGUGAGGGAUAUGUGGAGACAACAAAGCAAACCGAGCCAAGGAAACUUCGCGCAAAGUUUGGUCGUAACCGUGCCCACAAUGAACAGUUGAUCAUUGCGCUGUGUGGGAUGAUUCUCGCACGCAAGACAUUUUAUGGAGCAGAGGGUGUCACAAGUGUUGUAGAGAUGAUCAAGAGAGUAUUUCGUGAUGAGAGCAUCAAGCCCAACCACAUCUUCUACGACAACAAUUGCACUUUGUCGUAUCAUGUUCGGAACGACCCUUACUUCAAAGGUGUAGGCCUAUCUGUCGAUGUGUUUCACUUCCAGUGCAAGCAUUCGGUCGAAGAUGCAUGGUGUCAGAAACACUGCAACCCUGCCCACUUUGACGAUCUGAAGUACGCCAGUGGCAACUGGCUAUUCAACUCCUCCAUUGCGGAGCAGACAAAUGUCUGGUUUGGGGGGUACCACUCAAUAUGCCGUGAGAUGCUUGUGGACAGAUAUGUCUUCUUCUUAGAUGAGAUGAUCCUUCAGAAGAAUUGGCUCAUGAAAGUAAAGCUACAUGCAGAGGGGAGAUGUCCUGGCAACUGGCCACUAGUAGAGUAA